AUGAUCAGCAGGACGUCUGUUAUGGAAACGUUAGCGUUUUGGCAUUUUGCAUUAUUCGAUAACGCUCACAAACCAAUGAAAUUUUGAGCGGCUCGCUUGAAGCGUCAACUGGAUCUGGUGUGGAGUCAAAACGGUGCAGGCGGUUUUCCGUGGCUAACCGGCGUCGGUUGGGAUGGUCACAUCUUUGAUCCGAGCAUGCAGGGUAGAUAUACACCUCAGGCGGACGUUAUGCAACUGAACUUCUGA
Anisakis simplex (herring worm) is the source of this 246-nucleotide messenger RNA. The record is from the annotation of a GenBank genome assembly. Lineage: Eukaryota; Metazoa; Nematoda; Chromadorea; Rhabditida; Anisakidae.